CCAGUCAUCUGUGAAAACAUUGCGUAAUGGGAGUGUUAUUGAAUUUAUUUAAUGUAGACAGCGUUGGUAAUCAUGCUAUUUAUAAUUGGCGGAUGGAUUUAAGAUGAACCUAUGCAUUAUUUUAAGCCGUCGAUUUCCAAACGUAUAGUAUAGAUUACUGACAACGUUAACUUCGUUGUAUGUCAAAGCAUAGUUUCAAAUUUAUCGUAAGAGGGGCGUCUGCUCGUAUAGGAGUAUGGAAAAUUCGUUUAUUUAGUUCUAAUAUAACAUCACCUUUACCAGAGAUGGAUGAAAAGAGUCACCCGAAAAGUAUUAAAUUACCUGAUACGGUGGAAGUGUUCGGUAAUUUGAAGAACGCCAAGAGAUUCGCAAUUGAUAUAGGUGGUUCUCUGACUAAAAUAGCGUAUUAUUCUACUGUGCCCCACAGAAGAGUGAUAUAUGAGGUGGAAAGAGAUGAUGGCACUUCACAGUCCUCUGAGGAGCAUCGAUUAUAUGAGGUAUCGGAAGGAGCUAGAUUGCACUUCAUUAAAUUUGAAACAAAAUACAUUGAAAAUUGUUUGAAUUUUAUUGAAGCUAAUUUGGUUAAUAGCAGAGAAAAUAUGGUCGGAAAAACCAUAAAAGCUACUGGUGGAGGAGCUUAUAAGUACACAGAACUUCUUCAACAAAAACUGGGUCUUUCAGUUGACAAAGAGGAUGAGAUGAGCUGCUUGAUCAAGGGGUGCAAUUUCUUACUGAAGAACAUUACAGAUGAAGCAUUUGAAUACCACCGCCAUGGCAAUCCUGAGUACAAGUUUCAAAAUGCGGACCCAAAUAUCUUUCCAUAUCUCUUGGUUAAUAUUGGCUCAGGAGUUAGCAUCAUGAAAGUGGAGUCUGACAAUUCUUAUGAGAGGAUUGGAGGCACGGCAACGGGAGGAGGAACAUUCUGGGGCCUUGGAUCUCUCCUAACAAAGGCUAAGGGCUUUGAUGAGUUAUUGGAACUUGCAGAAAAAGGUGAUCACCGUAACGUUGACAUGUUGGUGCGUGAUAUAUAUGGUGGGGAUUAUAAAAUGUUGGGGUUGCCUGCCGACUUAAUAGCGUCUUCAUUUGGGAAGGCCAUGCAUGUCAGUAAGGAUCGAAAUUUAAAUGCAGCAACACAGUUUUCAGAGGCAGACUUGGCCCGUAGCUUGCUGUUUACCAUCAGUAAUGACAUCGGCCAGAUUGCUUGCCUCUACGCUUUGAUGCAUGGCCUUAAUAAGGUGUAUUUUGGAGGGUAUUUUCUCCGAAACCAUCCAUUGAGUAUGCAUACAGUAUCAUAUUCAAUUAAUUAUUGGAGUAAGGGAAAAGUUCAGGCACUCUUUCUUCGCCAUGAAGGUUACCUUGGAGCCAUUGGUGCAUUUCUCAAAGGAGCAGAAGAAUAUGAUGCAGAUAAAUACUCGUGGCUGGAGAACUAUGCAGGGAGCUCUGGCCUCCGAAGCCCUGUACCAACACAAGUAUUAUCUGCCCAUGGUGUCGCAGUUGAUCAACUUGAAAUUGACAGAUGGGAGUCAGCUGUCACCUAUUGCCCACUACUGGCAGACCCUGCAGCUUACAUACCAGACACUGUUGAUUUGACCAAGGAUACAGAAGCAAGGAACUACUGGCUGCUGUUUGAAGAAUCAAUAGAUAAAUUUGUACUACGUGCUGUUGAAAGCCAGCCUGAUAGUGACACAGCUAAGGAUAGGGCACAAAAGUUCAAGGAAAAAUAUCUUUCUCGACUUCAAUAUCUGAAGGAACAGCCCUUUGCUUAUGGGAAUUUAACUGUGAGGAGUCUGUUGGAUACUAUUGAGCAUUAUAUGAAAGAGUUCGAUUUUCCUGAUCCCUACUUACUUCAAAAACAAGUGGAGAAUGAAAGAGCAUUAGCACUUUUGCCCCAUCAUUUAAAAUAUGUGGACAGUUUGCCAUGGGCCGAACGACAAGAAAAGCUUGUGACUGCUGUUCUAGCUGGAAACAUGUUUGACUGGGGAGCUAGAGAAGUAGCUGAACUUAUGGAAAAUUCAGAGUUUGGCUUCAGUGAGGCACUUGGAAAGAUCCAAGCACGGCCAUGGUUGAUUGACUGUUUGGACAACUGGCUGGAAAGGCUGAAUGGUCCUCCCCACAAGUGUGCAGCCAUAUUUGUUGAUAAUAGUGGUAUUGAUAUCAUUCUUGGAAUAUUGCCAUUUGCCAGAGAGUUGUUAAGAAGGGGUACGAAGGUAAUUUUGUGUGCUAAUUCUAUGCCUGCACUGAAUGAUGUUACGUAUGCAGAACUCCAGGUUGUUCUUAAACAAGCAGCUGCAGUGUGUGAGGUUAUUCACUGUGGCAUUAUAGAGAAUUGCUUGACAGUCAUGGAGACAGCUCAGGCGGGCCCUUGCCUGGAUUUAACUCGCCUCAACCAGCAGCUGUCCAAAGCAUUAGUAGAUAAUGGAGUGGAUCUUAUUGUCAUUGAAGGAAUGGGACGUUCUGUACACACCAACCUGGAAGCAAAAUUCACUUGUGAAUGCCUCAAACUUGCCGUAAUCAAAAACCGGUGGUUGGCCGCUCGACUUGGAGGAGACAUGUAUUGUGUCAUGUGUAAAUAUGAGCAACCUCACCAGAGAAGCUAACACAUAUGGUUGUGUCAACCUAUUUGCUACUUAGUUACUGGAGUUAUAUUUGGAAUUUCACUACCAUAUUUAUGGUAUAAUUUUCUCAGUAUAUAUGGUCAACAUGUGAACUACUUGGUAUGUUAAAUCAUCCACCCUUCCCUGCCCCAGCCCUAAGUCAAGAAAAUAACAUGGUGAAAUGUGGGUUUACUGCUUAUGUUCACUUCAUUCUGAUGCUGUUUACAAAACAGAAACAAACAUUGCCCUAAAUUUUACUAUUUUUUUCUGUAGCUCUGAAUUUUUAUUGGUAAGGAGUAGGCUGUUUUAAAGAAAUUAUUAAAAAAUAAUUUGCUUACACACUAAAAUCAACUGUUCAACAAUCUCCAGUACAACAGUUUUACGUAACAAAAAUAUGAAAGUGUUUGCUGUUAUUAAAGAUAUUAUAAGUAUCUAUUACUUGAAGCAGAGCUUGUAUUUUCCAAAUUUUGUACACAGAAAUGUAAAAAAAGACAUAAUAAAAAG
Schistocerca cancellata (South American locust) is the source of this 3098-nucleotide messenger RNA. Its product is annotated as 4'-phosphopantetheine phosphatase. Gene Ontology annotation, cellular component: nucleus; cytosol. Gene Ontology annotation, molecular function: ATP binding; pantothenate kinase activity. The record is from RefSeq and is a predicted model, not a curated record. NCBI's taxonomy places the organism in Eukaryota, Metazoa, Arthropoda, Insecta, Orthoptera, Acrididae. Gene Ontology annotation, biological process: coenzyme A biosynthetic process.